GCUAACGAUACGCAGCUGCAGGCACGUCACGUGACCUGGUGUUGACUGCAGCUCUAAGCUAACGGUGUUGGUGUUCACCUAGCUCCCGGGAACGGGACCGAGCUCGAGCUUUGGCCAGGGUUCAGGAGAUCAGGUGUUGUCAGCAGCAGGAUGCCCAUCCCUCCCCCUCCUCCUCCCCCCACCUUCAGUCAGGCCAACACUACCCCUCCCAAGCUGAGCAGGGAGGAGGUCAAAGGUCGCGGCGCCCUGUUGUCGGACAUCUGUAAAGGCACUAACCUGAGGAAGGUGGCGGUGGUGAAUGACCGCAGCGCUCCUCUGCUCGACAAGCCCAAAGGAGGUGGAGCAGCCACAGGAGCCAAUGGCAGCACAGCAGGAAGUCCGUCAGGUUCUGCUCCUCCAAUCGGAGGCCUGUUCACAGGCGGAGUUCCCAAACUGAAGCCAGUCGGAGACUCCUCCUCGGGACGUUCUCCUUCGGCUCGUCCUGCAGCACCCCGCCCUCCAAGCCAUCGGCAUGACAACACAGAGAGCCCCUCCCCUCAGGCGUUGUCACCAAUGGAGACCUCUCGAUCUCAGCGUCCUUCGCUCCCCAACCUCUCCUCCUCUCCCUCCCCCUCCUGCCCUUCCUCCGCAGCCUCCUCACCCUCCACUGGCAUGAAACACUCUUCCUCCGCUCCUCCUCCCCCUCCUCCUCCCCUCUCGCGCCGUGGUAAUGCCCCCUCCCCUCCAUCCUCCUACAACAGGGAGAAACCCCUCCCACCAACACCUAACAAUACCCCGCCUCUACCCACAAAACCUCCUCCGUCUCCUAGCAACAGCAGACGUCCUCCCACGUCUGGAGGAAACCCCUCCAGCUCCUCUCUGGCCCCGCCUCCUCCACCGUACCGCAUUAACGGUCCAACGGGGGGUGGCGAGGUGGCGCCCGAGCUGCCCCAGCGACACAACUCGCUGAGCAACAAGAGGCCCGCUCCGUCACCGGGAGGCCACACCCCCACUAGAGGUCCAGCCCCUCCGCCUCCUCCUGCGUCACCCACACCAUCCCAGCAAGGAGCCAACAGGCCGCCUCCUCCCGUCAGAGAGCCGCCGAGCAGGGGAGCAGCUCCUCCGGUUCCAGCUCCAUUAUCAUCGUCAACGAGGGCAGGUGGCAGAGAAGCUCCGCCUCCUCCUCCUUACAGGACGCACGGUAGCCCCUCCCUGUCUUCGGACCCCCCCUCCAGAGGGAAACCUCCUCCCCCACCCUCCCGCACCCCAGCCGCUCCUCCGCCGCCUCCCCCUCCUCUCCGUAACGGACACUCCUCCUCCUCCUCCAUCCCUCGCUCGUUUGUUGACGACUUUGAGUCCAAAUAUGCCUUCCACCCUCUGGACGACUUCCCUCCUCCAAACGAGUACAGACACUUCACCAAGAUCUACCCGAGCAAAGCCAGCAGAGCCGUACUCUGUCCAGGAUGAAGGGAUUGUUCAGCAUGGAGCUGCGAUGGUUUUUGGAUUAAUUCUGGAAUUUCUCUAAUCCGUUCGGGAUGAAACAUUUCUAUACAGCCUCAGUAGUAUGGAAAUAAACUUUCUGUAUCCAUCAACAAGCUUCUGGCUGAAUAUGUGACCACUCAGUUUGGCGGCUCUGGUACAGCUCGUUUAACUGGUUGGUGUACUGGAACAGAACCCACUUUUAAUCAAAGUUUAUAUUUUUUUAACAUUUCAUAGGCUUUGCUCAUCCCAGAACCUCUUUAGAUGUAUGUUUGUGUUCAUUUGGAGCACCAAAAUGUGUCCAGGAGGUUUUUCCCUUCAUUACUCUAUCCAGUACCACUGGCAGUGGAACAGCUCCACACCAUGAUGCUGCCACCACCAUGCUUGGCAGUUUGUAUAGUGUUGUGAGGUUUGAAAGCUGCACCUUUGUUCCUGCAAACAUCCUUCUCGUCAUUGUGUCCAAGUAGUUCAGUGUUUGUCUCAUCGGACCAUCGAAAUGUUCUCCAGAAGACAUCUGGCUUGUCCAUGUGGGCAGCUGCAGGUCCUUGGUGAUGUUAAACUGGUUUCAUGUGAAAAUGCCAAUCGAUACUGACGAGGUUAACCAGUUAAAUAUGAAUCUUUUUCUGUUUCCUGAUUGGUUACUGAGCUGUUUCUGUUUUUGUUUCAGUGAUGAGAGGAGCUCCUCCUCUUCCUCCUGUUGGCAGGUGAACCUUCAACUUCUCCCCUCUCACACCUGCUUCUUCAUCCUGUUUGUCCAUCUCCACCUCAUCUACGCUCACAGCUGAUUGGCUGAGGAGAUGUCCGACAGUUUGACCAAUCAGAGAGGCCUUGUGGAAGAAUCGGAUUGAAGGAGCGAAGCGUCUUCCUCCAGAUGUUUGAUUUUUGUUUGCACCUGCACUUUUAGUUUUUAUCAGGCGGCAGCACAGAGUCGGAAACAGCAGCAUGAGCCGUUCCUGAUGGUUCUGUUAACCUAACGAGGACGGGCCACAGCAGGAUCCAGGUGGAUUCUGAAGGCUUCAGGCAGAGGAUGAAGAUGAAUUAAAGCUUACUAAACGAUUAACGCUGAAAAAAACAGAUCUUAAUAUCAUUCACUGACAGAAACACUAAUCAGAGACAUGUUCUCACACUGAGACUUCUCCACAGGUCCUGUACCUGGGUCUAGGUCAGGUUCUGGAUCUGCUGGGUCCACAAACUGAACUGGGAUCAGUUACUUCUGAGGAUUUCUCCUCAGACUCCAUGAAGGAUUAAAAACCUGUAUAUAUGCACCUCAAUCAUCAGCUGACUGAGUGGUUCCUGAGCAGGUCAGUUGUUUAAGUGCCAAUAUGGACUGAGGAGGCCCGUAGAACCUCAGCUGGGGUCAUGUGAUCGAACCAAGUGUGGAGGAGCACGAUCCGACCUAUUUCAUAUCAGUAAAUAUUUCUUCAUGUAUCACAGCAGCUGCGUCUUAGACAAGAAAACGGUUUGUUUCUGCUGAUGAUUCCUAGAACUGUUGGAAAUAUGGGAGAAAAAAGGUCAAAUGUGAAGAUUUCAGAGGUCAUUCUGAAGGUCGAUGUCAGAGCUGCUGCCUGGAAAUCCUACAGCAUUAAUAUCUGUUAAAUUAAUUAAUGUUCAAAAGAAGAAGCUUGUGAUGUCACUGGUUGCUAUGGCGAUUUCCUCCUCUCACCCACAGCAGUAUUUCAGACUGUCAGGAAAACUCGUUCAUGACCUGUGAGAACCGUGAGCAGUCAUGAUGGAGGAGGAAGUCCACCGUUUCUGCGUUAGAAAAACUGUCACAAACAAAGGGUCAAAGGUCAGAAACAUUUCUGUAAUUAAAAAAAGUUCUGGGAAUAGAAGAAAAUGUUCUGAAUUAAACUGAGGGGGAAAAAAAAAAAUGUAAAAAUCACUGAAUCAUUCGGACCUCGGUCUCAUUCUCCCUAUAAUCCCGGCCCAAGGGUGGGUUUUUUUUUCUUAAUUUUACUAAUAAAGGUAUUUAAAACCAUGAGAUCAGUUCUGAUUUCAGCAGGAAGAAAAGUAAAAAGUGUCAUUUAGUUCUAAUUUAUGCAUCAACAUUGUGGCUUUUUCUCUCCCAUCAUUCUCCUUAUAUUAGUGGACUUUUCUCCUCAGAUUGACUUCCUGUUACUGUAUAUAUUUAUGAUUAUUUGAGAAUAAUUCGUCGUUUUCCUGAACCCCAGGCCUCCUAUGUGGUUUAAUCCGGUCAUGUUCUAACAUGUUCUUCCUGACAUAGCUGUUCUCUGCAUGCAGAACCUUCUCUGGUGGCUUUCCAUGCUGGAAUGUUGUUGAAUCGGAAAUCUCCGGAUUUCUGGGAAUAACUUCGGUGUCGCCCCCUGGCUGCAAACGAUGGAGCUGCAGUCUGACUAACUGAGCGGAACUGAUUUCUGUGCUGCAGGAUGGACUGUAGAGGCUCUAACCGAAGUUCUAAUGGUGUCAGCUUUAUUCUGACACUGGGACUAAUGGUGUGUGUUGUUCUCAGUUUAGCAGCAUGCUCUCUAACUGGUUUAACUGGUCUCUGAAUAAACUCCAGCAGUUACUGA
Messenger RNA from Girardinichthys multiradiatus, 3989 nucleotides. Its product is annotated as WAS/WASL-interacting protein family member 2-like. The coding region runs from base 151 to 1446 and encodes 431 amino acids. Lineage: Eukaryota; Metazoa; Chordata; Actinopteri; Cyprinodontiformes; Goodeidae. The transcript has 8 exons. The record is from RefSeq and is a predicted model, not a curated record. Gene Ontology annotation, molecular function: actin binding.